GCCGCCUGAUGAGCUCGUAGGUGCGAGGUGGUGUCGGUGGGCGCGCAGGCUACAGUGCUCCUCCCCGGAACUCACACACGAAACGCGCACGGACUCUGGAUCCAGACGCCCGUUUACAUGCACCACCCCUCGGAGGGGGCUGCAGCUCCGCCCGCCUUAUCUCAUCACCCCACCCCUUGCCCCAGCCCCGCCCCGUAUUUGGGCGGUGUCCUCGGGCUUCGCAGACUUCGGCGCAAAGAGGCUGGGCUUUUCGGCGCAGCUGCUCCAGAGGUCGAGCUGCACUGGGAGUGCAAGCAGGCGGAGGCCGGCAGGGACGCGGCCGGGGCAAUGCUGGGCAAGGAUUACAUGCUGGCCAUAAUUCUGGUCAAUUGCGAUGAUGACUUGUGGGGCGACCAGAGUCUGGAGGGAGAGCCAGGCCUGCCCCCUGGCUGGAGGAAGAUUCAUGAUGCUGCAGGUACUUAUUAUUGGCAUGUGCCCAGCGGUAGUACCCAGUGGCAGCGCCCAUCCUGGGAGCCAGGAGAUGCAGAGGGCCCAUGCUCGAGGACGGAAGGGAUUUGGGAACUUCGGCCGCCCAAAGGAAGAUCCUUUUCCAGCCUGGAGAGCUCACUGGACCGGAGUAACUCCCUGUCCUGGUAUGGUGAGGAAUCCUACAUCCAGAACAUGGAACCAGGGGCUAAGUGCUUUGCAGUCCGCUCUCUGGGUUGGGUAGAGGUACCUGAAGAGGACCUGGUACCAGGGAAGAGCAGUAUCGCAGUCAAUAACUGCAUCCAGCAGCUGGCCCAGACCCGCAGCCGGAGCCAGCCCCCAGAUGGUGCCUGGGGUGAGGGCCAGAACAUGCUAAUGAUCCUGAAGAAGGAUGCCAUGAGCCUGGUGAAUCCCCUGGACCACAGUCUGAUCCACUGCCAGCCUCUGGUGCACAUCCGUGUGUGGGGCGUGGGCAGCUCCAAGGGCCGUGACAGGGACUUCGCUUUUGUGGCGGGAGACAAAGACAGCUGUAUGCUCAAGUGCCAUGUGUUUCGCUGUGACGUCCCUGCCAAGGCCAUUGCCAGUGCCCUACAUGGGCUCUGUGCCCAGAUCUUGUCAGAGCGAGUAGGGGUCGGUGGUGAUUCCUCUUGCUGUUCCUCGGACGCCAUCUCCCCUGAAGAUCUGCCGAGGCAAGUGGAGCUGCUGGAUGCCGUGAGCCAGGCUGCUCAGAAGUACGAGGCACUGUACAUGGGGAUCCUGCCAGUCACUAAAGCCAUGGGAAUGGAUGUGCUGAACGAGGCCAUUGGUGUCCUUACCACCCGGGGGGACCGGGAUGCCUGGGUCCCCGCCAUGCUCAGUGUGUCUGACUCUCUCAUGACUGCUCACCCCAUUCAGGCAGAGGCUGAUGCAGAGGAGGAGCCACUGUGGCAGUGCCCUGUGCGCCUUGUGACCUUUAUUGGUGUUGGCCGAGACCCACACACCUUUGGCCUCAUUGCUGACCUGGGCUGUCAGAGCUUCCAGUGCGCAGCCUUCUGGUGCCAGCCCCAUGCCGGGGCACUCUCCGAAGCUGUACAGGCUGCUUGCAUGGUUCAGUACCAGAAGUGUCUUGUGGCCUCUGCAGCUCGAGGCAAGGCCUGGGGUGCCCAGGCCCGUGCCCGCCUGCGGCUCAAGCGGACCAGCUCCGUGGACUCCCCAGGAGUUCCCUUGCCUCUCCCCGUGCUCAAAGGAGGGGUUGGGGGUGCAGCCCCUCGAAAGCGGGGCAUCUUCUCUUUUCUUGAUGCCUUCCGGCUGAAACCCUCUCUGCUCCAUAUGCCCUGAAUUGAUUUGGGAGGGCUGGGGAAAGAGGCCCUGGGUCCGUGCCCCGAUCUGUUCCCUGUCAUUCUCCAGGGGCCUGCAGCCUCUCACCCUUUGGAGCCUUCUCUGCCUGUCCCUCCCACCUUGUGCACCCUUUAUUUAUUGCCCAAUUUAUUAAUUGUUUAUAUGGAUGGCUGAGAGGCCCUGCACCACAACCCAGGACCCUGGCUCUCCUUUCCCUGGGUCCCUGUGUUCCUUGCCCCUGUCCAGCCCUGGACAGUUGGCUCUACCUCAGCAACACUUUAUAGCAAAAUCAGUAUAAAUAAAAAUCCCUCAGUGACCUCA
Messenger RNA from Phyllostomus discolor (pale spear-nosed bat), 2103 nucleotides. RefSeq names its product amyloid beta precursor protein binding family B member 3 (gene APBB3). Gene Ontology annotation, molecular function: amyloid-beta binding; transcription factor binding. Gene Ontology annotation, biological process: regulation of DNA-templated transcription. The record is from RefSeq and is a predicted model, not a curated record. Gene Ontology annotation, cellular component: nucleus; cytoplasm. NCBI's taxonomy places the organism in Eukaryota, Metazoa, Chordata, Mammalia, Chiroptera, Phyllostomidae. The transcript has 13 exons. The coding region runs from base 118 to 1782 and encodes 554 amino acids.